This is a messenger RNA of Momordica charantia (bitter melon), 1089 nucleotides long. The record is from RefSeq and is a predicted model, not a curated record. Lineage: Eukaryota; Viridiplantae; Streptophyta; Magnoliopsida; Cucurbitales; Cucurbitaceae.
AUGGAUGGAUAUCUACGGAGUGUCGGAAGCGGUCAGGUGCCGGGUAUUCUCGACUACAUUAAACUGGUCGGCCAGAAUAUGGUUUCGACAAUUAAACGAGGGUCAAUCUCGAGUUUCAAGAGCUUGGCCAGAGCAUUCGUGACCCAGUUUGUAGGGGGACGGUGUCGGAGCCGACCCGUGGCCUAUCUUUUAACCAUUAAACAGAGGACGACAGAGAGUCUGCACGACUAUGUAGCUCGGUUCAACAAGGAGAAGCUGCAGAUAGAAAGCCUUACAGACGUUGUAUCUCUGCUGGCCUUCAUGUCCGGCGUCAGGGAUGAACAUUUGUCGUUUUCGUUCGGAAAGAAAACACCAAGUACCUUCUCGGAGACGCUGAGCCGAGCUCAGAGGUACAUGAGCGCUGGUGAGUUCUUUUACUCAAAAAGGGAGCCAGACGGAAAGCGAACCGACCAAAAGAGGGAGAGGUCGGGAGAUAAACCGCAGGGGUCGAGAUGGGAGAAGAGGGAUCGGAGUAGCCAGAAAGAUCCACCCCGAAAAUUUGAAAAGUAUACCCCGACCACCGUUCCACUCGAGCAAGUGCUGAUGGAGAUCAAAGACCAAAGGUUGCUUAAGUGGCCGGAGAGGAUGAAGGUCCCGUCAACUAAGCGAAGUAAAGGCCGAUAUUGCCUUUUCCACCGGGAUCACAACCAUGCAACUCAAGAUUAUUUUGAUCUCAAGGAAGAGGUAGAAGGACUAAUCCGAAGAGGCUACCUCCAAGAGUAUGUAGAGGAACCUAAAGCGACACAAAACGGCGAAAGCGAGAAAUCUCCCGCCCGAGAGAUUCGAACUAUAAUGGGAGGCCCCAUAGAAAGAGAAUCUGCGAGAAAAAGAAAAGCAGACGUGCGAGAAGCUAGGCCGAGUCGCGAGCAAAAUGAGGUCUACCAUGCGUAUACUACAAACCGGUCGGUGACGAUUGAGUUUUCAGAGGACGAAGCGACUCACCUCCUUCACCCUCAUAACGAUGCACUGGUUAUCACUUUGAAGAUAGCAAAUGUGAAGGUACAUCGAAUCUUGGUGGAUGGGGGCAGCUCGGCGGAUAUCAUCUCCUAG